Molecule: messenger RNA, 575 nt
Organism: Truncatella angustata
Lineage: Eukaryota; Fungi; Ascomycota; Sordariomycetes; Amphisphaeriales; Sporocadaceae
Product: histone-fold-containing protein
Exons: 3
Coding region: 136-459 (107 amino acids)
Cellular component (GO): nucleosome
Molecular function (GO): protein heterodimerization activity; DNA binding; structural constituent of chromatin
Source: RefSeq, a predicted model, not a curated record
CACUUCCGACGCGCCACAUCAAGCAUAUCGUCAUGCGGGCACAAGAUAUCUUCACCAGUCAAUUCGUCGGGUCGCUUCCGAAUUCUCAACCACACCUUCGGGAUCUGUAUACCUAGUCGCGGUUGACUUUGUCGGAUGUUCCCGUGCGGUCGUGUCAAGCGUUUCCUGAAGCAGAACACCCAGAACAAGAUGCGCGUUGGCGCAAAGGCAGCAGUCUACGUUACCGCUGUCCUCGAGUACCUUACUGCUGAGGUUCUUGAGUUAGCAGGAAACGCUGCCAAGGAUCUCAAGGUCAAGCGUAUUACUCCUCGCCACUUGCAACUCGCCAUUCGUGGUGACGAAGAACUCGACACUCUCAUCCGUGCCACCAUUGCUUUCGGUGGUGUCCUGCCACACAUCAACCGUGCGCUGCUGCUGAAGGUGGAGCAAAAGAAGAAGAACAAGGCCAUUGAGGCAUAAAUGUGCCAUUCCACGAAUCCUUGAUUUUCUCUCCGCUCUUACUCGCCAUGUCACUGGGCUUGUUGUGAAGUAGUUCUUUUGCGUUUUGGAGUGAUGGGUGAUACACAAUUACGUCG